AACAAAUGAUACUCCUGAAUGUUAUGUUAAUUUAAUGAAAAAAUGUUGGGAUUCUGAUUCUUCAAAAAGACCACAUAUAAAAGAAAUUCGAAAAACUAUUGGUAUGUGGGUACAUAAGAUAAAAGAUAUUGACCAAUUUUAUGAAGCUGAAACAACACGACUAAAAUUAAUAGAAAAAAGGAAGCUUGGCCCUGAAUAUGCUGUAAAAACUCACUCUGGCGCAAUUUAUACUAGUAGAUUAUUAAACUCUUUGAUUUCUAGUUCAUCAUCUAUUAGUUCAUCAUCAUCAACUUCAUUUAAUACGAAACAAGAGUAUAUUUCAAAAGAACUUGCGUUUGAUAUUAAUGAUGCUAAAUGCUCAUCUUCAUCAGAAUUAAAUUCUCCAACAAAGCAAGGAAGAAGAUUAUGGGAUAAUAAUAAUAUCACCGCAAUUUUUAUAGGAUUAAGAUGUUAA
Molecule: messenger RNA, 454 nt
Organism: Rhizophagus irregularis DAOM 181602=DAOM 197198
Lineage: Eukaryota; Fungi; Glomeromycota; Glomeromycetes; Glomerales; Glomeraceae
Source: RefSeq, a predicted model, not a curated record